AUAAGCUUAAGCUCCACCGCCCGAAGCCAAAAGAAACUCAAAUGCUAAGAGCAACACUCCGAUUAACCGCCAUUUUCGGCACCACAAUGAUAUCUUCGUCGUCUUCUUUGUCCUCUUCUAAAGCCCUAAGAAGCCCUAUCUUCUUUUCUUCUUCUAGCUCCAGGAUUUUCAAUGGAGCUCUUCCGGCCAACCGCGUUUGCUUCUCGCCUCGCUUUGCUCACUCUUCACUCCGAUGCUACGCUUCGUCGUUGGGAUUUGAUCGGAUUCAAGUCCAGAAUCCUAUUGUCGAAAUGGACGGUGAUGAGAUGACGAGGAUCAUAUGGAGAAUGAUAAAAGAUAAGCUUAUUUUUCCUUAUCUGGAUUUGGAUAUAAAGUAUUACGAUUUGGGAAUACUGAACCGUGAUGCUACCGAUGAUAGAGUUACGGUGGAGAGUGCUGAAGCCACUCUCAAAUACAAUGUUGCUGUGAAAUGUGCUACAAUAACACCUGAUGAGACCAGAGUGAAGGAAUUUGGGCUAAAGGCAAUGUGGAGAAGUCCCAAUGGAACAAUUAGAAACAUUCUAAAUGGUACUGUUUUUCGUGAACCUAUCCUAUGCAAGAACAUUCCAAGGAUUGUUUCUGGUUGGAAGAAACCCAUUUGUAUUGGCAGACAUGCUUUUGGUGAUCAGUAUCGUGCCACUGAUGCAGUCAUUGGGGGACCAGGAAAGCUUAAGAUGGUAUUUGUCCCAGAAGAUGGGGGUGCACCGAUGGAGCUUGACGUUUACAAUUUCAAAGGCCCGGGAAUAGCACUUGCUAUGUAUAAUGUGGAUGAGUCUAUUCGUGCUUUUGCUGAGUCAUCCAUGUCGCUCGCAUUCACAAAGAAAUGGCCUUUAUACUUGAGCACCAAAAACACAAUCCUUAAAAAAUAUGAUGGCAGGUUUAAGGACAUAUUCCAGGAGGUUUAUGAAGAGAAGUGGAAGCAAAAGUUUGAAGAACAGUCUAUAUGGUAUGAACAUCGACUAAUUGACGACAUGGUGGCAUAUGCUCUCAAAAGUGAAGGUGGAUAUGUAUGGGCUUGCAAGAAUUAUGAUGGUGACGUCCAGAGCGAUCUACUUGCUCAAGGAUUUGGCUCUUUAGGCCUUAUGACUUCUGUAUUGUUAUCUUCUGAUGGCAAGACAUUAGAAGCUGAGGCGGCUCAUGGGACUGUUACUCGGCAUUUCCGUUUACAUCAGAAGGGACAAGAAACAAGUACGAAUAGCAUUGCUUCAAUAUUUGCAUGGACACGAGGACUAGAGCAUAGGGCCAAAUUAGAUCAAAAUGACAGAUUGCUAGACUUUGUUCACAAGUUGGAGGCGUCAUGCAUUGAGACGGUUGAAACGGGAAAGAUGACCAAGGAUCUCGCCAUUUUGAUCCAUGGAUCAAAGGUAACCAGGGAGUUUUACUUGAACACUCAAGAAUUUAUCGACGCGGUCGCACAGAAUCUUAUAGCAAAGCUUUUAGAGCCUGCAGUGGCUUAAACAUUUUAGUGGGAUGCUUAUUCUGGAACCUCAAAGGUUUAAAUGAAUUUGGUGACUUUGGCUUCAUAAGGAUUGUUGGGGUACACAAAUUUCUUUUCAUAUGAAAAUAUUCAGUUUUACCAAUUAA
Molecule: messenger RNA, 1623 nt
Organism: Morus notabilis
Lineage: Eukaryota; Viridiplantae; Streptophyta; Magnoliopsida; Rosales; Moraceae
Product: isocitrate dehydrogenase [NADP]
Exons: 15
Coding region: 42-1496 (484 amino acids)
Biological process (GO): isocitrate metabolic process
Cellular component (GO): mitochondrion
Molecular function (GO): isocitrate dehydrogenase (NADP+) activity; NAD binding; magnesium ion binding
Source: RefSeq, a predicted model, not a curated record